Molecule: messenger RNA, 889 nt
Organism: Nylanderia fulva
Lineage: Eukaryota; Metazoa; Arthropoda; Insecta; Hymenoptera; Formicidae
Source: RefSeq, a predicted model, not a curated record
AUUCAUGUUAUUUAAUAUAUUGUACGUGUGAUACUUUCUGUGGGAAAAUUUCAUAUAACAUUUAUUCAAGCAUUUAUGUCAAAAUGUUGGCCAUAAAUACGGCGAACGUUAUAAAUUUGUUAAUUACAACGUUUCACAUUGCAAAUCUCGCUGUCACUCCUGUUAAUCAUCGUGAAGUAGAACUCCACGAUGCAAUUUCAAAUUUAAUAAGGGAUUCUCUAAAAGACGAUAUUACGAUUGAAUAUGAUUGGGGACUUGAUUUUGAUGAUCCAUCGGAACCUCAAGCUGUACAGUUUGUAGAUUCGUAUGAUCCUCAUGCUGAAGAAGAUAACUAUGAAGAUGAAGUUUGUAUUGUAGAUGACGAAGGUGGAAGUGUAGAUUUAAAUUAUAAAAAAAAGCGGUUGAAUAUUGGAACAGUGGAAAAAAAAGACGUUUAUCCGUUUCUGUUGUACAGAAUCGUUUUAGAAAGGUAAAACAUGUUUCGCAAUUGUACAGAUGGCAGGAGUAUAUAAUGCGUGGAGGGACAAACAAAGACAAAUUGAUAUUCAUUGCCGAAUAUGUAUUAAUAAAAUUUCAAGAAACUAUUGAUAGAGGAUCUAUUAUUCAUGACAUCGAUUUGCGAAGGUGGGCGCUAGAAGCAAAGAAGCAAGUGAAUUUUGCUACAUUUAAAGCAGGACAUUGGUGGAUAUGGAAUUUUAAAAAAGCUCAUCGCAUUACAUCACGUAAAAUAACAAAAUUUAAAACGCAAUCUAAUUUACAAGCUGAUGCACUGAUACGUCAAAAUGCAGAAGAAUUUGUGACAAAUGUAAAACCACAUAUUGCUAUAACUGGUGAAGGAUCAACUUAUAAUGCAGAUGAAAGCGGUUUUAAUCUAGAAAUACAUUCUGGA